AUGGAAGAAAUUGGAAUUAUUUUGCCCGAAAAGGAUGAUCAAGUCACCGAUACCAAAGGGCUGCCUUUCGCUGGGCCACAAUCAUUUGAAGAACUAGAAUCUGAAGAUUUAUAUACGAAAUAUAAGAAAUUGCAACGCAUGUUAGAAUUUUUAGAAGUACAGGAAGAAUACAUCAAAGAUGAACAAAGAAAUCUUAAAAAGGAAUACCUUCAUGCUCAAGAGGAAGUUAAACGUAUUCAGUCAGUUCCAUUGGUCAUUGGACAAUUUCUUGAAGCUGUAGAUCAAAAUACUGGCAUAGUUGGCAGUACAACUGGCUCAAAUUAUUAUGUGCGUAUCUUAUCUACAAUUGACCGAGAAUUGCUGAAGCCAUCGGCAUCGGUUGCAUUACACAAACAUUCAAAUGCUCUUGUGGAUGUAUUACCACCAGAGGCUGACAGUUCUAUUUCUAUGCUGCAAGCAGAUGAGAAACCUGAUGUGCAAUACUCUGAUAUUGGUGGUAUGGAUACUCAGAAACAAGAGAUAAGAGAAGCUGUGGAAUUGCCACUGACUCAUGUUGAGUUGUACAGACAGAUUGGUAUUGAGCCACCAAGAGGUGUGCUCAUGUAUGGGCCACCUGGUUGUGGUAAAACUAUGUUGGCAAAGGCUGUUGCUCACCACACUACAGCUGCUUUUAUCCGCGUAGUUGGUUCUGAAUUUGUUCAGAAAUACCUGGGCGAGGGGCCGCGUAUGGUCCGUGACGUGUUCCGUCUUGCUAAAGAAAACAGCCCAGCUAUUAUAUUUAUUGAUGAAAUUGACGCUAUCGCUACUAAACGAUUUGAUGCUCAGACUGGUGCUGACAGAGAGGUGCAGCGAAUCUUACUGGAACUUCUUAACCAAAUGGAUGGUUUCGAUCAAACAACUAAUGUCAAGGUCAUAAUGGCGACGAAUCGUGCGGAUACUUUGGAUCCCGCCCUCCUCAGGCCCGGUCGUCUUGACAGAAAGAUUGAAUUCCCUCUUCCUGACAGACGUCAAAAGCGUUUGAUAUUCUCAACAAUCACAGCUAAAAUGAACCUGUCGGAAGAAGUAGAUCUCGAAGAGUUUGUUGCGCGACCAGAUCGUGUAUCAGGCGCUGAUAUAAACGCCAUCUGUCAGGAAGCUGGAAUGCACGCAGUGCGAGAAAACAGAUACAUUGUCCUGCCGAAAGAUUUCGAGAAAGGUUACAAAAACAACAUCAAAAAAGAUGAGAGUGAAUAUGAGUUUUACAAAUAA
Parnassius mnemosyne (clouded apollo) is the source of this 1248-nucleotide messenger RNA. The record is from the annotation of a GenBank genome assembly. Lineage: Eukaryota; Metazoa; Arthropoda; Insecta; Lepidoptera; Papilionidae.